Messenger RNA from Closterium sp. NIES-65, 1068 nucleotides. The record is from the annotation of a GenBank genome assembly. NCBI's taxonomy places the organism in Eukaryota, Viridiplantae, Streptophyta, Zygnematophyceae, Desmidiales, Closteriaceae.
AUGAACGUUGUUCCUCUUGACGACCCAGCAUCGUCGGAUCUUUUGACGACUGAGUCAAAUCCGUUCGAUCGGCUUCCACAAGAGAUCCUCGCCGUCAUCUUGCGCCACGUGGCGCCAUCCGGCACGUCCUUUCAGCACGCGUUGGUGUGCAAGCGAUGGCAUUGCGCGGCGUGCCUCGCGCAGUCAUCAGUCCACGUGGCGAAAUCUCGAGCCAUCUCCUCCCCGCGCCUCCUCCUCGCCCUCUCCCGCUUUCCCCGCCUCACCCACCUACAUAUCGAUCGAGACGGAGUCGAUUUCUUAGACGACGGGUUCCUGACAAUUCUCGCUAAAGGUGCUUGUAACGGGUGUGACAAUUACGCGGACGAGGAGAAGGAAACGGAAUUGGAGGAGGAGGAAAGUCACGAAGAAGGAUCGGGAGCCAUUGGCGCCGGGCAGAGAUUAGGUCUGAACGGCACUGGCAGUACUAGGGUCAGCGGCAAUGGUGGUAUAGUGGACGGCACCCGCGGUGGACUGGGCGGCACUGGUGAUACAGUGGGCGGCGGCGAUCAUAAGCCACAUGGCAUCCGACACUCCUGUGGCAUUGGCUCGUCACUGGAGAGAAUGGCGAGAAUGACCAUCGACGGCACCCGCGCAGCAGAACAACAUGCUCUCGCGUCCCCGCUCCCACCGCCGCAUACCCAGCCUCGCACCUCCCCUCUCCGCUCUCUCUUCCUCGCGGAGGACCCGCGCUCCCCCCCGCGCAUCACAGCAGCAGGCCUGGACUCUCUCUUUCUCCACUGCCGCCUCUUACGCUCCCUCGCCCUGCACUGCGGCCGUGUAGUCACCACACUUCCCCCCUCUUUAGUCACACUGCCUGCACUCACAUCCCUAGAUAUUUCCAUGCCCUGCCUGGGCACUGAGCAGUCUACGGGUGCUGGAGUUGGGUCUGUGCAAGAGCCUGAGGAGUUUGCCAGACUCGAUAAUGGAAUUAGGUCGGUUGGAAAGAGUGGUGGUGCUCGGGUGCAGGAGACUGGAGAGUGUGCCGGAAGGGAUUGCAGAGAUGCCGAGCGUGCAAGAGGUGGUCUUUAG